CCGAAAGUCUGGUGUUUGCAUGCGAAAUACUCCUCGCAUCCAGUCCGUGUUUAUCUAUCAUAGUUCGAGCUUGUCCGUUUGUACGAAAGUGAACACUGUGUUACGCAAUACGAUUGUUGGGUCUUGACCAGUGGUAACAGAAUACUAUUGAUAUGCAGUAAGGGAUAGAAUAACUAUUCAUUGAGAUCAGAUAACUCCUGCAGCACCGAAGUAUAUUAUAUAGGGAAGAAAUUCCUUCAGUUACAAUCAAUAGCUAUAAGCAACAGCAUUGAAAUCAAGAAUUACGGUCUAACUAUGCAACAAUGACAUUCCAUGAGGAAUGGAUUUCCCCAAAGAAAAAACAUUAUUAUUGCUUUUAUUACUGACGUUCCCUUCUGUUUCGAAACAACAAGCAACAUGUCCAUCGCCGGAGUCCAUCCUCCCUUGCAUAUGCACACAUCGGCAGGAAGAUGCACAAAUAUGGUGCACACACAGCGACUUAAUGCAAGUGGUAAAAGGGAUCCAAAAAAUCGGAGAAUUCAUAAGAAAACCAAUAGAUGAAAUUAUAAUUGAAAACAAUUAUUUACCAUCUUUACCAGGAAAGCUAUUUCAAAGUGUGAAGAUACUACGAUUAAUGCUCCGACAUAAUGGUUUAGAACGCGUAUCUGCAGCAUGGUUGGAAUCUCAAGAAACAAACCUUUUAGAAAUAUUUAUAGUGGAAAACGAACUGAAAAGCAUUCCAUCGGAAAGCCUGAUGAAGCUACAAAAUCUACAAGCUCUGACAAUACAAUCGCAAAAUUUAAAGAGAAUACCACCUUUAAUGAAUAUGCCAAAGCUACGUUACGUACACAUCCAAUCGGAAAGUUUGAACAGUAUACAAGAACAUACUUUUCAAAACCUACCUAGUCUUGAGAGAUUAUUCAUUCGUGGAAGUUUAACGCUGCAAACUUUAAAAGAAAACGCUUUCUUCAAUUUGCCCAAACUUAGAAAGUUGGAUAUUACAAAUUGUGGCAUUAACAUUAUCCACAUGAGAGCAUUAUCUUUACUUCCAGAAUUAAAAGAAUUUUCUUUGAGCAAUAAUAGAAUAUCAGAUGCAGGUAUGGUUGGAAGAGCUACGAGGGACCUGCCGAUGCUCUCCAUAUUAAACUUGAAUCAUAAUAUUAUAAGUAAACUGAAUGAAGGUGCUUUUGUUGACCAACCUAUGUUGGAGACUCUGUUUUUAUCGAACAAUAAUAUAAACAUAAUCCAUCACGGAGCUUUUCAUAGAGUACCUAAAUUAAGAGUUGUAGAUUUAAAUCACAAUGAAAUUAUUCGAAUACAUCCUGAGUCAUUUUUGCAACAAUCUGGCAGUGGCGUUGAAGAGUUGUCUCUUAUCGGAAACAAAAUUAUGCACAUAUCGGAGUUUCGAGCCUUACUUGAUGCUUUACCUCGAUUAAGAUAUUUAGAUAUGAGUAGCAAUUUGUUGCGAGAAAUUCCAAGAGGUGCACUCAGAGGACAUCCAAGUUUAGAGCGACUGCAUUUAAAUAAAAAUAGUAUAAAAGUAAUAGACGCCGACGCAUUUGUAGCGAUGCCUGCAUUGAGGGAAUUACAUUUGAGUAAUAACUCUCUAAAUGACAUGAACGAGGGUCCAUUUUGGAAUUUACCUGCCUUGAAGGGUUUGGACUUAUCACAAAACUAUUUUCGACGCUUACAACCGAAGCUAUUAUACAACCUUCCAGCAUUAAGAAGAUUUGAUUUGAGCAAUAAUCAACUAUCAAUAAUAGAUCCCAUUUCUUUUAUGGAAACGCCAUUGUUAGAACAUGUUAAUAUAUCGGGAAACUCUUUGGUAUCUAUACAUCCAGCUACUUUUAGGAAUUUGCCAAGUUUAUAUGAAUUAGAUGCCAGUUCAAACAGACUAGUUGAAUUCGUACCAGGAUUGCCAAGAGGCUUAGAACAGCUAUAUUUACAAAGGAAUCAAAUUACGAAUUUACCGACCUCACCUUCCCCAGAUAUAGAUCUACCUUCUUUGAGAACUCUGGAUAUUUCAAACAAUGGUAUUCAAAAGAUACCUCACUCUGGCAUGAAGACACUUCACAAUUUACGAAGAUUGUACAUGAAACGAAACGGCCUGAGGCAAAUCGAAGUUGCAACUUUUAGUGAUUUAGAACGUUUAGAAAUACUGGACGUAAGUGAUAACCAAAUUAUGACUGUUCACCCAAAAAGUUUCAGCAAACUAGGAAAUCUUAAAGAAGUGAAUUUACGUGGAAAUAAUAUUGAAAAUUUCGAAUUCAUAGCAAUCCAAAAUAAUGGCGCACUGUCUGCUAUUGAUUUUAGCAAAAAUAAACUAAAAAGUAUCAGCCCAAAUUUAGUUAACAGAGGUUUAGAUGUGGAAAUAUUAAAUAUAUCAUCAAAUAAUCUUCACGAGCUACCAAAUACUCUGAACAUGUUAUCCAAAUUAAAAGUGUUAGAUGCAAGUCACAAUCAUUUAAAGCACUUCGAUGGUAACAUCAUUAACAACAUACAAACAUUAGCUGAAAUAAAAAUGCACAGUAAUAAAAUAAUUGAACUACGCACUGGCAGUUUUAAAGAUUUAAAAAAUUUAGAGACGAUUGAUUUCGAAAACAAUCAAUUAGAAAUGAUUCAUCCAAUGGCCAUAGCCAGUCUUCCCAGGUUAUUGUCCAUAUAUUUAAGUAGAAAUCAUAUUGUUGAUGUACCAGAUCGGACAUUCUCAAAUCUUCCAAAGUUAAGAAUAAUUGAAAUGCAAGGUAAUAGAAUACAGUUUAUAUCAAUGCAUGCAUUUGAAAAUAUACCAUUGGUGCAAUACCUAAAUCUAAGUAAUAAUCAGCUAACAAGUUUAGAAAACUUAGGCAUAAAACAACUUAUUUCUUUAGAAGUUCUGGAUUUAAGCUUUAACAAAAUAACUAAGAUUACCAAAGAAUCGUUUCAAUACAUGGAAUGGCUUGUGGAACUAAAUUUAGAUAACAAUCAUAUAUGUCACAUAAGUAAUCAGCCUUUUGACUACAUGCCAAGGUUAAAGGUGUUGUCUUUGCGACAUAAUAAAUUAACAUCUGUACAUGAAAGUAACUUUGCCAAGUUAAGAAACAAUAUUGCCAUUUUGGAUAUUGAUGGUAAUCCACUUGUGUGCAACUGUGCAAUUAUUUGGUUAAAAGCUUGGCUAUCCGAAUCUUCUUCCCUUGGUCCAAAAUGCGCUGAUGGAACAUAUGUAAAAGGUAUGACAUUUUCUAAAAGUGACUGCAUGAAUAUACCUAUUCAUGUUUCAGACAUGAAAUCAUGUGUAACAUUUGAAAACGAAGCAUUAUUACCGAAUUUGCAAACAUCUCAAGUUUUUUCAUCAUUAGACAAAAUUAAAGAUUAUGAAACUCAUAUAAAAAACAACUACCAUGGUAACAAAUUAAGCAACAGACCUUUACCAGAAGAAUCCGAUUAUUUUUACGAUGAAUAUGUAGACUAUCCUUAUAAUGAAACAAUACUUGAAAAUAUGAAUGGGAACAUGAAUCAGACUGACAAAUCUAAAAAUCGCAUUAGCAGCAACAUAUCUAACACUCCUAUAAAAAACACAACAAAUACAAAGACAGGCAUUGCAUUAAAAGUACCAGUGCCGUCCAGUGGUUUCACAUUCUUUGGAGUUCCUCUACCAUCAAUUGACAUGGGAAAGCUAUUGAACACAGGUCGAAAAAUUGAUUGGUCAGAUAAUAGAAACAAUCAACAUAUGAAAAAGUAUCAAGAAACAGAACCUCCAAGAUUUGAAACAGGCGGGUUUUCACCAAUGCUUCCAGUUGCAUCAGAUGGCUUCAUGCCAAUAGCAAAUCCAACAAUAUCUCAUACAAUGAUAGGAAAUGAAGUUUCGUUAGCUAACAGUAAAACAGGAAGUGUUGGGCAAAGUGUCUUAGCUGUAGACAAUAUACCACCAAAAAGAACAGUUCAUAACAAUGCAACUCAUAAAAAAACUAAAAGUGAAAUACAUGAAUUAGAAGCCUAUCGUGGUGAUGACAAUACUACGCACAUUGCUUAUAACAGAACUAAGAAUAUAGAAGAACAAAAUAGUGACCCGAUCCACUUAAGAAAAUAUAAUCUUAUGGAAUCUAAUAUGACUAUAACUCAAGCAACAGAUAAAGAAGGUAUCAUAACAACAGAUACAAGCAAUGAUAUGUCUUUACAUGGAUGGCUUGAGACCACUAGUAUUUUACCAUCAUCACCUUCAGUAACAUCAAAACCACCCAUAAAAAAGCACAUAGAAAAACAAUCCAGCCAAAGUCAACCUACAGCACUUUCUGCCAUCCUUUUACCAACCAAUGAAGAUGUAGCUAAGAACCACAGUAGAACUGCAACAAUAACAAAAGUUAAUAUGCCACAUGCUGAGCAUUAUGAUCUUCGUAAUAAUUAUGCACCAGUUAUUAACCGUGAAGCUAAAACCAGAUUCUCUGAAACUAUCGAAACUGGAAACACCAAUACCAACACAAAGAGAACUGAUGAUCAUGAGUGGUAUUACAAAAACUAUAACAAAACGAAUCUAGAUCCCUAUGUUGCACCUGGUAUUCACACUUCUUCAACCUGUAAAAUUAUUUCAAAUUAUAAUACUCAAGUACCUAUAGUUAUAAUAUAUUUAAUGUUGUUGAUAUUUUAAAUACCAAUUAUGAAAUAAAAGUUUAUUUACUGCAUUGUGUUUUAUUCAUUACAUUUAAGUCAUAAUAUUAUAGUAUAUAAACUUUAACAAAGGGGUUCAAAGAUUAUUGGCCUAUGGUAUGGCCACUAUUUUGAUUUUUAGGGUUCCAUGCCUCAAAAGGAAAAAGGUACCCUUAUAAGAUCACUCUGUUGUCUGUCUGUCCGUUCGUUCGUCCGGCUGUCUGUCCAUAAUUUUGUGCCACUUCUAGUCAGUAGAUAUCUACAUAACAUGCACUGCUAUCUUGUUUUUCUGUUUAAACAAGUGUUGACACAAGGACCAAUGAAAAUAAACCCUUAAAAUGUU
This is a messenger RNA of Maniola jurtina (meadow brown), 4945 nucleotides long. RefSeq names its product protein artichoke (gene atk). The coding region runs from base 320 to 4603 and encodes 1427 amino acids. The transcript has 5 exons. Gene Ontology annotation, cellular component: extracellular matrix. NCBI's taxonomy places the organism in Eukaryota, Metazoa, Arthropoda, Insecta, Lepidoptera, Nymphalidae. Gene Ontology annotation, molecular function: protein binding. The record is from RefSeq and is a predicted model, not a curated record.